Aspergillus ibericus CBS 121593 is the source of this 1839-nucleotide messenger RNA. RefSeq lists its product as uncharacterized. The coding region runs from base 1 to 1839 and encodes 612 amino acids. The transcript has 4 exons. NCBI's taxonomy places the organism in Eukaryota, Fungi, Ascomycota, Eurotiomycetes, Eurotiales, Aspergillaceae. The record is from RefSeq and is a predicted model, not a curated record.
AUGUUUUUGCGUGCGCUGAUUUACUUCUCUUCCCUUGCCCUGCUCUUCAGGUUAAUCUGGUCUACAUAUUUCUUCCGCAAACUCCAUCUUCACAGCAGCUGCACCAAAAGGGAAUUCCUCGGAAAACCGUUCUUAUUCCCGGCAAAACUCUCCCACGCUCGUCGCUUCCCCGUGACUGAGCGCUAUAAUUACUGGUAUGAUUAUUUCAUGAUCGGUAUCCCAGUGGGCCUCCGUGGCCGUGUCGGGAAUCUCUUGUCCAUCGACAAUAUCCCUUCCAAAGAGAGGUGGUGGCAGAAAUGCUGGUUCACGAUUGAUGCGGCCUACUACCUUGACCCCGGGAGUGGUGAACGCAGCCUGGAAGAGAAACUACAUGUUUUUCUUCGAUCAGUGGACCAAAACCCAAAGGAUUAUCCGUAUGCGUAUCUCCUCAGUGUCCCCAGAUUCCUAUGGUGGCAGAAAAGUGCCAUCAACUACUGGUAUCUAUACUCUCCCUCGCGCGAACUAACGGCCAUGAUCAUGGAGAUCAACAACUCUUUCUACGAGAAGCGGAAUUUCUUCUUCUCGCUCGCCCCGGCCGGCUCACAGAAAGAAGACAUUUGUGAAGUGUCGCAAACAGUCCCUGCUAGAUCUCAGAAUGGGCUCACCCAGCCGGAAGAACUCGUGUUUCGAACAUCCCUCUCGAAAUGCACCAACUAUAAAGGGUCAUGGGAGAAGAGCAUCUUCGGAUCCCCGUUCGAAAAGGUCGGUGGCUCAAUGCCGGCUAAAUUCUCUGAUAUGUUGAGUGAAGUUCCUCCGCGACUGCAGUCGACCCUCAGCUCAGUCAGCCCCGAGGGACAGAUAAAGGUGACGAGUCGGUUAUCGUCUUGGGGCGAUGCGGUUGAUGCGUUGGAUUCGUCCUCGUGGACGAUUAUGAAGUUUGUUAUGCGAUGGACACAUGUCGGUGCCCUCUCAGCACCACGAAUUGUCAAAGAGGCUCUGAGGGUCCGGUUCAGGGGAGGGUUGAAGUAUUUGCAGCGGCCAGAAGUUAGGAAGGGGAGUAUCGCACGAAAGGAAACUCCCGUUGAAAGAUCCUUAGAACUGGUAUUCUGCGAAUACCUCUCUCAGCUCAUCAAGCACUGCAAUAUCCCCCUGACAUUGAAAUAUACUCCGCCCAAAACAAUCAGCUUCGAGCCGAUCACUUUCCACUCUCCUGUACCCCCCACCUCGCAUCCUCGACCAAGUCUCGAAAUCUGCCCCAUAACACCUCGAUUCUACACAAGUAUCACGCAGUACCGAACCGCAAAACAAGGAUUCCUGGCAGAAUGUAUGCCAUGCAUAACCGAAGCCGACGAUACAUCUUCCCGUCUGUAUGUGUCUGACUGGACCUUAUUGACUGAUUUACUUGACCGCGCAACACCAGCCCUUGAUGAUACUCUAAGCUUAAAAUCCAGCACCCCCGGAUUCCAAUCGCGAUGGAAAUGCGCUGCAGCCAACCAUCUCAUCCCAUGGCUGCGUCGGUCAUCGGCAUCCGAGACAACCUUUAUGGCUCGAUUCGUUUCGGUGAAUUGUGCGCCAGAUACGUAUUGGAAGUAUCGAAAAUGUGUAUUCCAUCAUCUUUUGUCGCUGAUGUUGCCGAUUGAGUCUCAAGCGGUUGUGCAGUUGUGCUUUAUCAUGGUGAGGAUGGUGUUGGUUGGUGUGGGGUUGGAGAUGGCUGUGCGAAUCGAUGGGGUUAGGGCUUGGUUGGAAUAUCUGAGCAUUGGUCCGGUGUCUGGGUCGGUUGUUUAUGCUGGGUGGGAUUUGUUGGAGACUUAUCUGGGGGAAUACUAUCUCAAUCCGUUUGGGUGGGGGGAGGGGUUGUAA